This is a messenger RNA of Archocentrus centrarchus (flier cichlid), 3474 nucleotides long. RefSeq names its product AGBL carboxypeptidase 1 (gene agbl1). Gene Ontology annotation, biological process: C-terminal protein deglutamylation; protein side chain deglutamylation; proteolysis. Gene Ontology annotation, molecular function: zinc ion binding; metallocarboxypeptidase activity. The record is from RefSeq and is a predicted model, not a curated record. The coding region runs from base 1 to 3474 and encodes 1157 amino acids. Lineage: Eukaryota; Metazoa; Chordata; Actinopteri; Cichliformes; Cichlidae. The transcript has 27 exons.
AUGUCUGUUUAUGGGCAGAACAAUUUUACCUGGAAUGGAACUCUGAGACAGCUGGACAGCAGCUACUCAGGCUUCUACACAGGACUCGGCCAACCAAGCAUGACAGCCUCCUCAAGCUCCUCCAGCGGCUUAGAGGUCCUCCUUUCAGCUCUGCAGAAUGUAGGGGAUGUGGAGAGCACCUUAAAUAUCCUCAGUGUCCUGGAUGAGCUUCUGUCAGCUGGUACAGAUCGCCGCAUCCACUAUAUGAUCAGGAAAGGUGGCAGUGAGGCCUUACUGACAGCACUGGUCAAAUGUGGCCACACUUUCAAUCCCAACUACACUAUCCUGUUGCCACUGCUGCACCUUCUGGCUAAAGUUGGUCACAGAGACCGUCAUAUUGGUAUGAAAGCAGAAGAGGCUGGCGCAGUGCUGCUGACUCUGAAUCUGCUCAAACACAAUGCUGAGGAUGCCAGGAGAGCUGCUGCCUGCCUCUGGGUCAUCCAGGUCUUCUGUUCAUCAGUUUCUACAGCAAACCUCAUUGGAGAAAACCACGGACUGGAUGUCAUUUACCACCUCAUCCCUCAGUACUUAACCAAGCAUCUGCAUGCUAUCAAGGCAGCCAUUAAUACCUUUUCUGCUCUGCUGUCCACAAAGGCAAACGUUCAUUCUGCGGUAUCUAAAGGUUACAUCUCUGGACUCUUGUGGCUUUAUGAAGACUGGCAUAGCAAGGAUACUCAAGAUGUUGCCAUCGCAAUCCGUCAUGCACUGCUGUGCUGCCUCCUUAAGGCCACUGACAGCACUGCAGGCAGGCAGGCUUUUGUAUCUCAGGGAGGUAUCAGACUACUUUAUCAAAGUACACAGACCUGCCUGUUAAGCAAAAGUCUGGAGUGUUUGGUGGAGCCAUCAGUGCAACUGAUGAGAAAGUGUCUUCCUAAAAUUCCUCUGCCAGUCACAUCUGAUCAGUCUGCAUACACCUUCCUCCUGCCUGGAACACAACAUGCUUUCCUAGAUGCAGGCAUGGCACCAGAUAAGAGCAGUGACGAGAGUGAUGCUGAAGAAGCUGAAUAUAACCAUGAGGCCAGCAACAGAGAUUAUGAUGAUGACUUGGAGACUGACCUGAACAAACUUCGUCUUCCUCCUGACCCUGACAGACCGAAAGAGCUGCUUGCACAGUACAGCUGCCUCUGCCCUGAACUCUCACAUGAUUUCCAGGAGCUGGAUCGGAGUUCAGAGCCAGGGGAGAGUUCAACAGCAUCUUCAUCAUCAUCAGAUGAUGAUGAGGUUGUGCUGCUUGACAAGGAAAGAAUAAGGACAACUGCAAGUGGAGGUUCCUCCUCCUCCUCUGAUGGUUCUUACUCAAAGAGAAGAAUAUUAAUAAGAGACACACCAGCUGCCACCUAUUUAGCAACCUGUGAUUUCCACAGUCACAGCAGCAUCCUCAGCACAAGCCCUGGAUUGAGGACCAUGGUUAGAGAGGCAAUGGGAGAAGCCUCCCCAUGUCAUAGAGGGGAAGAGCUGGAUGAUGAUGAAGAGGGAGAAUCCCAUCAUCGUACCAUAAUAGACAGAUUACUGGAGAGACAUGGAGCCUGCAUUCCCAGCCACAAUCCCAAGCUAUAUCGUGCCAUAGCUUCCAAAACCAAAUCGAUUCCUGGGUUCACCAUCCUGGCGUUUCCUGAUUUCUGGGGUCAUCUUCCACCACCAGGACAUGAACCCAUGGCUCCACGCAAACCCAACGUACAGAGGCAGAAAGUCUUUGAAGAUAUUCAGCGAUUUCUGAAGACUGAUGACAUCAUCAACCAGGUUGUCUUUGACCUGGAAGACAACGAUCUUCAGUGUCCGUCUGAUUCUUUGCGGUUCUUUUCCAAGUUUGAAUCUGGGAAUCUGAGAAAGGCUACUCAGGUUCGCAGAUAUGAAUAUGACCUCAUAUUGAAUCCAGAUGUUAACUCUUCUCAGCACACCCAGUGGUUUUACUUUGAAGUCAGUAACAUGGUAGCAGAUGUCCAAUACCGUUUUAAUGUCAUCAACUGUGAGAAGAGCAACAGCCAGUUCAACUAUGGAAUGCAGCCGGUGCUGUACUCUGUAAAAGAAGCUCUGGAAGGUAGACCACACUGGGUCAGGACUGGAAUGGAAAUGUGUUAUUUCAGAAACAACUUUUGUCCAGCACAAGGCAGAAGGAAAACCACCUUUUACACUCUGACCUUUACCAUCACCUUCAAACACAGUGAGGAUGUCUGCUAUCUGGCCUAUCAUUAUCCCUACACAUAUUCUGCUCUGAAGGCUCACUUGAAAGUACUGCAGAAAUCAGUGGAUCCUGCCAAGGUGUUUUUCCAGCAGCAGACUCUUUGUAGCACUUUGGCUGAAAAUUCCUGUCCAGUAGUCACCAUCACUGCCUGUCCGGCCAGCAGAAGGUGGAAAGACCUGCACCAGUUGCGUAAUCGCCCCUAUAUUGUACUGACCAGCCGUGUACAUCCUGGUGAGUCCAAUGCCAGCUGGGUAAUGAAGGGCACCCUGGAGUUUCUGUGCAGCAAUGACCUGGUGGCCCAGAGUCUCAGGGAGGCCUUUGUCUUUAAAAUCAUUCCCAUGCUCAACCCAGAUGGAGUCAUCAAUGGCACAAAUCGAUGUGAUCUGAACAGUAAGGAUCUGAAUCGUGAGUGGUGUAAACCAGACCCUGUUCUGAGUCCAACCAUCUACCACACCAAAGGCUUUCUCUACUACCUCAACAGUAUAGGACGGACUCCACUGGUGUUCUGUGACUACCACGGCCACUCCAGAAAAAAGAACGUGUUCCUGUACGGCUGCAGUAUUAAGGAGACUCUCUGGCAAUCUGGCUCUGCAGUUGACACUGUAGGAUUGAAAGAGGAUCCUGGAUAUAGGACAAUUGCAAAGACCUUGGAUCGCAUCGCACCGACCUUUUCUUUCAACAGCUGCAACUUUUUGGUAGAGAAGUCUCGCUCUGCUACAGCCAGAGUCGUUGUCUGGAGGGAAAUGGGAGUCUUGAGAAGUUAUACCAUGGAGAAUACUUACAAUGGCUGCAACCAGGGAAUAUACAAGGGGCUGCAGACAGGAACCAGGGAGCACCAGGAUAUGGGGAUGAAGUUCUGCCAUAGCCUGUUGUCUGUAACCAAAGACACAAAGAUUCUAUACAGCAGGAAACUCAUCAACCAUAUUGACCUGGACAACAACAUUCUGGACCACAAGUCUCACAACUCUUUUGAAGAUGACGAGCCUCCAUGUGCUGAGGAGAUCGAGUAUUCCGGCGACUGUCCCAAACUUAAAGGCACUGAUCUGGAUUCAGAUGUGAACAGCAACAUGGUCGGUUCUGAUGAAGAUGAGGAGGGCGACAAAGAGCACAGUGCUCGAAAACACCAGCAAGACAGUGUCGGCCAGUCUCAGCAGUCAAGCAUAAACGGCCACCUGUUUCCUCUACAAACCCGACUGCCAUCUGCUGACAGUGAGAAAAGAGACUUGCGUAAUGGUGUCAGCAUCUCCAACUGA